GUCGCGAACUUCUUGCGCUGCUAGGUCGGCACAAUCUCUUGCCUACAAACGGCGUGAUCGGUGGCUCGGGUGAGGAAACAUUUGUAGUUGAGUUUCGACUGAACGAACAACGCUAUCAUCUGCGCUUGACUCGGCAGCAAAAGACAGACAUCGAACGUCUUUUGUUCACCACACAUGCUAAACGGCAGGCCGAGAUCCUUUCAGUACUGCAGCGCGAGCAGGCCCGAUGCACAGUUUUGCCAAACCCUUCUAGCACCAGCAACAUUAGUGACCAAAGCUCAAGUGGUCCCGCUUCCUCAGGCCUCAGCCUUCUCCAUUCUGGCAUCAUGGGUCCUGCUCGAGCUUCAGGGCAAGCUACCCUUAUGGCUGCUCCCGGCGGUAUGGCGCAAUAUCAGCUCCUGGCUCAUCCGCAUCAACAGCAGCAGAUGCCAAUAUCUGUUGGCCAAACUGCACCCGGACUGCGCCUUUUCCAACCACCUCAGCUUCCCAACGCCCUUACUUCAAUUGCAACACCGGGGCUCAAUGGCAAUAGCGGUUCUAUACGUGGACUUACGGAGAACGCAGUUGGCAGAUCGCUGGCAGUGUGCAGUGGUGAUCAUCAUGCCCCUGGCUUUUUAGCUCCUACGUCUGCUGCCUGCAUGAACCCAUGUGCAACACAAGGUCUCUCUUUACACCCAUCACAGCCUGGUCCUAGUGUUAUGACGGCCCUUGUCUCACCA
Protopolystoma xenopodis is the source of this 719-nucleotide messenger RNA. NCBI's taxonomy places the organism in Eukaryota, Metazoa, Platyhelminthes, Monogenea, Polystomatidea, Polystomatidae. The record is from the annotation of a GenBank genome assembly.